This is a messenger RNA of Hirsutella rhossiliensis, 1686 nucleotides long. Its product is annotated as reverse transcriptase (RNA-dependent DNA polymerase) domain-containing protein. The transcript has 11 exons. NCBI's taxonomy places the organism in Eukaryota, Fungi, Ascomycota, Sordariomycetes, Hypocreales, Ophiocordycipitaceae. The record is from RefSeq and is a predicted model, not a curated record. Bases 1 to 1686 code for a protein of 561 amino acids.
AUGGCCAGCAGUUACCACUACCGUAUGGAGCACUAUACGCAGCUCCAGUCCUGUUUUCGGACCGUUACCCCUUCCUCUAAUAGGGACACACUUCGCAACCUAAAAGAUGCGAAGUGGUUCACUAAGGUCGACGUGGUACAAGCGUUCCAUAAAGUACGGGUUGCAGAAGGAGACGAGUGGAAGACAGCGUUCCGCACCCGGUACGGUCUCUUCGAAUGGAUGGUUACCCCGUUCGGGCUAAGUGGCGCGCCAGCAACCUUCCAGCGGUAUAUUAACGGUAUCCUACGAGACUACCUCGACGAGUUCGCCUCUGCUUAUAUGGACGAUAUACUUAUCUAUUCGAGCGGGAGCAGAGAGACCAUUUCCGGAAGACCGGAGAAAUGCGAAUUUGGAGUCAAGCGGAUUAAGUACCUAGGAUUCAUUAUUCACGCAGGAAUUGGCAUUCAGGCAGAUCCCGACAAGAUACGAGCAAUAACACUAAAGACGCUAUUUACGAACGCCCCUAUUCUUACUCAAUGGGAUUUCGAGAGGCCAACCUUCGUAGAAGCAGACUGCCGAAGACAGCACAUUACGUCUUCAUCGCUUCGACUGGGAAGCGUCGUCCGACAUCUGAGGAAGGAGCACAAAGUCGUGCCACCUUCUAGACAACGUGCAGGCUCAGUUACCGGGAGUGGAGGUGCAGAACGGAACCUGCUUGAUAUGCUUCGCGCCGAUCCGACGAACCCUCGAGAUCAGACUCUUCUCAGCAAUCUGCAUACGUUAUUCGAUCCGAAGAUGAAUCAACUGCUCCUGCUCGACUGGCUUACAUAUCAUAACCUCCCCUUUAAUGUCGUAAACUCUGAGCGCUUCAGACGACUCCUUCUCUACAACAACCCGGCUCUCCAGGAAGGCCAGAUACCAACUGGCAAAACGCUUGUGAAUCUGCUACUAGAUGAGUAUAAUCGCGCUCUUGCGCUUGCAGAUGAAGUUGCAGAUACAAUAUGCGCGUUUGGUCUUGAAGACAGAAUCGGGUACUACACGCUUGACAACGCUACGAAUAAUGAUACGGCUGUGGAAGCGCUUGCCGCUGAGUUCGAUUUCGACAGGGAAGAGCGUCGCAUCCGCUGCGCCCCUCAUUUUCUGAACCUGGCCGACUUUGUGGCUGAAGAGGAAGAGCAGCGCCAGUUGUCCGACGCUAUCAAUGAGCUGGCGACCGACGACGACUUCUGUGUGCCGAGCAUGGAAGAAGGAUUCGAGGUUGAAACAGUCCCAGAAGGCAGUCAGGAUCAGGACGUACUGCCCGACAUCAUCAAUGGCGAAGAAGUGGACAAGUACCGCAAGUUUGGGCCAUUUGGCAAACUUCACAAUAUUGGCAUUGCUCUUCGAACGAGCAGUCAACUUCUCGAGGUCUUUUACGAAGCUCAACGGCAAACCGCUCCUACUGAACCUAUUCUUACGUGGGUUCAAAACGUCUGCACUCGCUGGAUGUUUUCCAUCAUCGAGGAACGAUGGCUUGGCAAAGGCGGCAAAGAACAGGACAAACCAGCGAUACUGAAAGAACAACUUUCCCUUGAAGAAUGGAAGGUCGUUGUUGCGGUUCAGAAGAUCCUUCAGCCAUUCAAGAUCGCCUCGAAGCAACUCCAGGGCGAGGGUAUUGCUGGUAAACGCUCCACGUCAGGAGGGUUCGAUGAGUACUUCCGGUGGUAG